Hydractinia symbiolongicarpus is the source of this 2165-nucleotide messenger RNA. RefSeq lists its product as uncharacterized. The record is from RefSeq and is a predicted model, not a curated record. The transcript is spliced from 4 exons. Bases 1 to 2031 code for a protein of 676 amino acids. Gene Ontology annotation, molecular function: ubiquitin-protein transferase activity. NCBI's taxonomy places the organism in Eukaryota, Metazoa, Cnidaria, Hydrozoa, Anthoathecata, Hydractiniidae.
AUGGCAGCUGCAGCUGGAAGCUUUGAAAAGGUGAAAACUUUCCUUGAGUCCAGAGGUAUAGAGUAUUUGUUGAAUUCGUUCAUCCUGAACAAAAUUGACGAUAAUGUGGCUCCUCAAGUUGAACAACAAAAGCUUGUGGAGCUAGGGUUGGCGUAUGGAGAUAUAUUAUCAUAUCGGCUGAUAUUUGCACUCCCUGUGGUUGAAGAGAAGUCCUAUCAUGAAAAGGCAGAUGAACUAAGAAAAAUAUUGAAAAGAGCCCACUCUGGGAAAUAUGAUAUUCAUAACCGUCCGAUAACUGUAAGGGAAACCUACAAAGUUAAUGUUGGAUUGAAGUGUAAAGAUAAGUUAUCAAAAUAUACAAUGAAAAACAACCAGAGUUAUUUGACACUAUUUAAUCGAUCUACAAAAUACCCUGAGCUACAUGACGAAAUACGUAAACACUAUGAUAUACCACAGAAAGAUCAAACAUUUGUUGGUAAUUAUAACGGUCACUCUCUGGAGCAAGAUUUCAUUGAUAUAGAAACAUAUGGUUUGAGUUGUAGAGACAAAAAAAAAAGGAAUACAAAUACAGAAAUUAUUGGACCAGAAGAAACAGUAAUAUCAUCUGCAUGGGCAGAAGGUACCUCAACAAUUACUGUGCCACCCAGCUUACCAGGAUCGAAUUUUGUUGACAGAAGUAUAUGCAGUGUUUGUUCUUGUACGUAUAUUGGUAGCUGUCUACGCUGUGAGCAAAAUGAAAGUUACACAGCAACUUUGCUAGCAGAUCAAACAGACAACAUUAUGACAGAGGAUACUUUUUUAGCAUCACCCGAUCCAGAUGCUGUGACAAAUACUGCCAAAACUGACAUAGAUGUAAACAUAGAAAAUUCUACUCUUCAAUCAACAGAGGACAGUUCAGCAUUUGGUGAUGAUGAAGUGAAUCGUUUUAUGGAAAAUUAUGAGACAGAUAAUUUUGAUAAUGCUACUCCACAGUUUGAAGAAACAGAAACUGAUUCUAUCGCAUUUAUGCAAAACUGUGAAAGCUACUUCACCAAUUUACCAAAAGUAAACACAAAGCAUAUCAUCAUACAACGAGAUUCACAGCGUUUUUGGCCUGUAUUAUUACGUCAAAAUUUUGAUCUUUCGUCUGAAAAAAUAGCUAUCAGAUUUGCAGGUGAACCCGGUGCUGAUGCAGGUGGACCGCUGCGCGAAUUUUACUCAUUGUCAAUGAGACGGUUUACCACUAUCCCUGGGGUAUUUUUCGGAGAUGACAAAGGAAUUUGUUUCAAAUUAAUGCCAGAUGGUGUAUUAAAAAAAGUAUAUUACAAGCUUGGGCAGUUAACAGGUGCAUCUAUUAUACAUGUUGGAAGAGGUCCCGAAUGUUUCUCUGAGCUCAUUUUCAAUGCAUUGUAUGAUUUGCCAUAUCCUGAUAAAAUAACACCAAUAAAUGAUGCAGAAUUCAAGUAUAAAUUGGAUAAAAUUGAGAGUGGCGAGAAUGAAGAUCUACUUGAUUUGAACAUUGUUCCUGUACCUGAUAUCGAACAGAACAAGCAAGUUUUUUCAAUCAGUUAUUUAGUGAUGAAAAAUCGUGCCGCAAUAUCACAAUUUGGAGAAGGACUAAAAAGUAUAUGUCCAGAAUUUAUGUUACAAUCCAAUUGUCACACUAUGAAAGCUUUUUUAUUGCCAGAUGAAAAGAUCUUAACUCUUGAUGAGCUUCUUGUUAUUCUAUGCUUUCACAACGUCGAAGAAAUUGGUUCUAAUUUACACCGUGAUAUUUCCAAUGCCAUUUGUGACUGUGAGCUGUUUUUAGCUGAUGUUGCUAAUGGAAACUAUGAUGAGAUAUCUCUUAAAGACAUACUGUUUUUAUUCACUGGAAUGGAUAAAAUUCCCAGAAAGGGUUUGGAUAAAAACAUUGAUAUUUUUUUUAACUGUGAUUUCAACUUUCCAAAAAUUUCUACAUGUGGACUUAAUGCCACUCUACCAACAAAAAAAGUUGAGCAUAAUCUGAAGAUUGCUGCUAAAUUCGGAGGGACUGGAUUUGGUGUUGUUUAAAAUAUUCAUGUUUUGUAUCAUAUAUUGUUGAAAAAAUGUUUUUAGUCUUUUUUUAAAUGAAAAUUUUGUUAUCAAGUUUUUUGGUAAUCACUUUUUUAGGACUUUUUAGUGUAACCUUAUAACCCCCAAGAGAU